CCCGAGGGGCUGCGGCGCCUGCACCGCGCCGGCGCCCAGAUCGCCAUCAUGACCUUCAAAGAUUACUUCUACUGCUGGAACACGUUUGUGGAGAACAGGGAAAAGACAUUCAAAGCGUGGGAGGGACUUCAUGAAAACGCCGUCCAUCUGUCCAGAAAACUUCGACGGAUCCUCCUGCCCCUCUAUGAGGUAGAUGAUUUACGAGACGCCUUUAGAACGCUGGGACUUUGA
Messenger RNA from Merops nubicus (carmine bee-eater), 231 nucleotides. RefSeq names its product single-stranded DNA cytosine deaminase. Gene Ontology annotation, cellular component: P-body; cytoplasm; nucleus. Lineage: Eukaryota; Metazoa; Chordata; Aves; Coraciiformes; Meropidae. Gene Ontology annotation, molecular function: cytidine deaminase activity; RNA binding. Gene Ontology annotation, biological process: defense response to virus; cytidine to uridine editing; negative regulation of single stranded viral RNA replication via double stranded DNA intermediate. The record is from RefSeq and is a predicted model, not a curated record. The transcript has 3 exons. The annotation marks the transcript as partial.